This is a messenger RNA of Oreochromis niloticus (Nile tilapia), 3926 nucleotides long. It is a transcript of the gene kcnk4a, whose product is annotated as potassium channel, subfamily K, member 4a. The transcript has 9 exons. Gene Ontology annotation, molecular function: outward rectifier potassium channel activity; potassium ion leak channel activity. Lineage: Eukaryota; Metazoa; Chordata; Actinopteri; Cichliformes; Cichlidae. Gene Ontology annotation, cellular component: plasma membrane. Gene Ontology annotation, biological process: potassium ion transmembrane transport; stabilization of membrane potential. The record is from RefSeq and is a predicted model, not a curated record. The coding region runs from base 809 to 2689 and encodes 626 amino acids.
CCUGGCUUUACCAUGAACCUGAAUAAUGGACAACAGCCGCUGCACAAGAGACUCAAAGCAAUUAAAACCUUGAAACAAACACAGGGGCAGUUUAAAAAGCUGCAAUCAGCUGUGGACUUCUGUGCGUGUGUGUGCAGACGGAGAAUGGUGAGAUGAAGGAAUCAGAGAGCCGAACCCCCCCACCCAGAUCCAGCUCAGGAAACUCCAGGCCCUCUGCUCUUCCUCUGCGCUGACGGCACUUAAUCACACUCGUAGCACUGUAAUAGACUCCUCAUCCACUCUCACGCCUCGCCCCUUUAUCUUCCCCUUCUCCUUCUCCUCCUCCUCCUCCUCAUACAAUUUGCUGUCCUCUGUCAGAGUGAUGUAGAGUCACGAGAAUGGGGAAACACCUUCCAAGGAGAAAACACACAUGCACAAGUGCCUUCUCACAACACACACACAUAUACACACACACACAUGCACACAGAGCUCCUUCAGUGCUGAAUGGUGAAACAACUUGUGCUGCAUGAACUUGGACAGCAACAUUUCUCCAAACUGAAGUGUUCAAAUGGCUUGAAGGGGAAGGAAAUGGACACGCAAUCAUCCGUGCCUGAACCCUGACCUUGGAGGCAUCGCAGAGCGAGCAGAAGAGGAAGAAAAAGAAGGAGUCUCGAUAUUUCUCUAUCAGCUGAUUUCUAGAAUUUUAACAUGGGAUGAGCUCCUGACUCCAGUGAGUUAAGUUGUAUCCUGACUGAGAUCCCGACCAGAUCUGGACCUGUGAGCUGGGACCCUUUAACCCUGGAGGGGCAGGGAGAAGGACGGGGAGAAAAUGCGGUGCACUACCCUCACCACCCUGCUGGUGGGAGUCAUGUUGUACCUGGUGAUGGGAGCGUUUGUUUUUGUCACCCUGGAAAAGCCCAAAGAGACCUUGGCACAUGAAAAGCUGCUUCAAACCAAGAAAGAUUUCCUCACUAAUAACUCCUGCGUCACCGAGUCGGACUUUCACAAGCUUGUAAAGGGUUUGAUGUCUGCAGUCGAGGCAGGCCUGGAUGUGAGCAGAGUUCCUGCCAACUUGACCACCCGCUGGGACAUCGCGUCUGCCUGCUUCUUCUGUGGCACCAUCAUCACCACCAUAGGCUUUGGGAACCUCUCACCUCGGACGUGGUAUGGCCAGUUGUUCUGCGUGUGCUACGCUUUGGUGGGCAUCCCCAUGUUUGGCAUACUUCUCGCUGGAGUGGGCGACCACAUGGGCAGGGUGCUGCGGAGAGCUGUGGCCAAGAUUGAGACCCUCUUCCUGGUGAGAAUGAAACGCAAGGUCGGGCCCACGACUGUGCGUGUGACCUCAGCGGUUCUCUCCAUCCUAAUUGGCUGUCUGAUCUUCCUCGCUGUGCCGACGGUCGUGUUUCAGAAAGUGGAAGACUGGUCGUUUUUGGAGUCGCUCUAUUUUGUGGUCAUCACGCUCACCACUGUUGGCUUUGGAGACUAUGUACCAGUUGGAGGUAUUGAAGACGACAGCUUCUUCAAGCUCCUGGUGUUGUUGUGGAUCGUGUUUGGUCUUGCCUACUUUGCCUCCAUCCUCACCAUGAUAGGCAACUGGCUGAGGGUGCUGUCUAAAAGGACUCGUGCUGAGAUGGAGGAGCUGAGGGCCCACGCAACAGACUGGACGCAGAGCAUGUCCAAGGAUUUCCGCAUCCCAAAUCCUCUGGAAUUUAAUGACCCCUUCCUCCUGCAGCGGCGGCGCUGGAAACGCAGCGAGCGCCGACGCAUCCGCCGGGGAGCCCAGGGUACGCUGGGAUACAGGGUACGAGGGGGACCUGAGAAUGGACAUCUGCCAAGGCAGUGGGCUGGCCUGUCGAGCUCCAUGAGGGAGCUGCAGGACAAUUCGUCCGUGGAGAGGGCGAGGGGAACUAACUCAAAGGCACAGGUGAGUGUGGCUGGAGGGGGAACAGUCCCCAUAGCAGCAGCAGGGUACAGGGUUGACUCUGCUGGGGGUCUGCAAGGGAUGGGCAGGUCAUUUCCUCACCACCUGUCCCGCUCAUUCUCCCUCCCCGUGACCCGCUCCGUUUCACAGCUGGAUGUUGUAGGGGCAUGUAUGCAGGAAGGGUCACUCUCUGGAUCAGAGUCUGCAUUCGACUCUAGGUCAGAUGGCUCCUCAGUCUCCUUCUCCUACAUGGCACCCCACAAGUUCCAGCCGUGCCGAACCAUCAGCAGCAUGGAGGAGGGAUCAGUAAGACUUGCACAUAUGGACACAUCAGAGAGGAAAGAUGAACUGAUUCCAGUAGAGAACUGUGAAUCUGCACCAAAUAAUAGCCACAAUCAGGCACCUGACCCUAGUCCUUCUUCUCGCUCCUCCCCUGUGCCCACAUCCCUACCCGAAGUCCUCCUUCCCUCCCCUGACAUCACCACAGCCCCCUCACCAAGCUGCCAGCUGCUCGACUUCUUCGGCGAGAACUUGGCAUACAUUGACGAGUCCUCCGACACCCUGAGCGACCGCCCCCACUCCACGAGCGAGGAGAAGAGGAGACGGCCCCGAAAGCCUAAGAAGAAGAGCAUAAGGAGACAGCUAUCACACAGGUGGAGCUCGCUGCAGGUGAGGAGGCCCAGCAGUGACAUGCAGCCACCAUCCCAUCCUCCUACACCACCUCCAGCAUCCUCUCUUUCAGACCUGUCUCUACCUGAGAACCAGACAGAUGCAGCUCCUGCACUCUGACAAAAACCAGAUGUGACAGCCGACAUCACAGCUGUGGGUCUACACUGCUGCUAGCUAGAAGAAACACGCCUCAUGAAUACAGCUGUUGUUCGGGGGGGGGGGGGUUCGUUUUUUUUUUGGUGUUUAUAGUUAGCCUCACAAAACCACCUCACCAAUAUUGCUUUGUUACUUUAGUGUGACUAAAACGAUAUAAGCUGGGUUUGAGUUUCCAGGACGCUCUGACAAAGAGAUAAAUCUGCCUUUCAGUGAGGCUAAUCGUGCAACUUUAAGUGGACCGCUCCUCUUGUAAACAAGGUUCAGGACUGAGUGAGUCACAUCAUUACCAAGAUGUCAUUAAACAUAAUUAUCUGCUUUGUUUUGAGCUGCUGAGCUCAGUCAAUUCUCGGCACUGACUUGACACUAAAUCUGAGAUUUAAUCUGGCUUUGUGAGGCUAACUUUUGAGGAGUGACUAUAAGCUUUAAAUUCAGUGCAGGGUUUACACACAGCAAUUUACAGAAGCUGUCAGCCGCCUCGCCUGAAAAAAGACCACUUCCGUUAACAUAAGAAAAAAAUCUUUUUAUGAAAUGCAACCUUAAAAGGGAAAGACAUCCGGGGAUGUGUUUUGAACAGUAAACGACAUGUAUUUAAAGUGUGUGAGGUCGUCAUGUGCUAACUAAAUUGAUCAAAAGACAAGAUGCGUCAGGAUCUGGGUGGCUUACCACCGCGACUUGAAAAAAAAUUCCCGGGUGAAAACCCUGCCGUGGGUGGAAAACCAAAACCACAACAACAGCACAUCCGAUUCAGAGCACGGCAGGACCAUUAUUCUUCAUCAGAACAGCACCAGUGCACCAUGGUGUGCUGUCAUUCAGGUCCUUAAGUUGUCAGUCGUUUUAGGGAUGACGGAAAGUGACUACUAAAGGUUCUCCUGACUAUUUUGUGUUUAAAAAGGGUUAUAAAAGAAAAUCAGAUGAUUAAACCUGAUACAGUCACACCAAAGUUAUUUAAGCUAAGUUUGUGCUGCGUACCAACUUUGCAAUCAAGUGUCCUUAAAUCACUGUUGGUAAUAUUCUGCUUGUGUCCACUUUUCCACUUGACAAAUACAGUUUUUUGUUUUGUUUUUAGGUUUAAUUAUUUUUCUGAACAAUAACAAGUUUUAUAUCCUGUGUAAUAACCUUUCAUGUCCCAUUUUUUUGCCAGUUGAUAUCUCAGAUGUAUCUUAAAGUGACCCAUUAAAGAGACCUUUAUUACACACUGUUA